This is a messenger RNA of Lytechinus variegatus (green sea urchin), 3229 nucleotides long. RefSeq names its product elongation of very long chain fatty acids protein 6-like. Gene Ontology annotation, biological process: fatty acid elongation, polyunsaturated fatty acid; fatty acid elongation, saturated fatty acid; very long-chain fatty acid biosynthetic process. Gene Ontology annotation, molecular function: fatty acid elongase activity. The transcript has a single exon. Bases 777 to 1613 code for a protein of 278 amino acids. NCBI's taxonomy places the organism in Eukaryota, Metazoa, Echinodermata, Echinoidea, Temnopleuroida, Toxopneustidae. The record is from RefSeq and is a predicted model, not a curated record. Gene Ontology annotation, cellular component: endoplasmic reticulum membrane.
CUCUUCUAUGGUUAGUAGGCAGCUGCAUGAGCAGGAGCCAGUAGGCAUGAUAAGCAAAUCGUACGAUAAAGUUUGUUGUAUAUUCAUAAAGGUCGAGCUUGACCGAUGGAGCAUAAGCCCUUUGUUCGACCACGGCGACCACCGUUUGAAUGAACGCAGGAAAGUCGACACGAGGUCAACAAACUUCGGACAAGUCCAUCAUUACAGGGGUGUAUGCGUGAGACGGCGUAUUCGUGAACGUUUAUGUAGAUGAAUCAACUUAAUUUGUUAUGAUACUUGAAGCCAAUCGUAUAGCUGGUCAUAGAGAUCAUUUUUAUAAUCACUGGAGUUUUAUGUAUCAUUGAAGGUGUGUAUUUUGUACUUGGUUUGAUCUACAGCAUCAAGCACCACCCAUUUCAUGAACUAUAGAUCACGGAGCCAGUUUUUUGUGGGGUAUACUAGGCGAUGAACGCAUAGUCCUGAUCGCUAUGCAAAUACUACGGCAAAAUUCCAAGCAGACGACAAACACGAUUACAUAAUAUGGAGCAUGAAAGAAAUCUGACAAACAGAUAUAUCCAAUGAUUGUGAGAAUUUGCUUAUCGGCCCGGUAUCGUGUUCGUCGAAGGUUUAGAAAAUAGGAAAACUUUAAUACUAGUGAAACACUAGCAACGACGCUAUCCUCGCGGGUGGUUCUCCCAUAUUUGUGCGCAAAAAUUGAUUAAUCUAUCGAAUCAAAAACAUUUUGGGAUACUUUGUCAGUUGAGGAAAUUCAAACACUAUUACAUCGUUUUGCCAACAUGUCUCUGCCUUUUAUGAAACAUUUAGAGGAAAAUUUCGAUGCUGAGAAGCAACAUGUAUGGUUCGCUCAUAACUGGUGGCUUUCCUGUGCCUUCUCCGCCAUCUACUUCGUCGGUGUCUUCGCCGGUCGGGCAUGGAUGGAGAAUCGGCCAAAGUUUGACCUCCGCGGGGCCCUCACUAUUUGGUCCGGCUGCUUGGCCAUCUUCAGCAUCAUCGGUGCAGUGAUCACCAUUGGCGACCUCGUGGAUUACGUAACCCGAACCGGAUGGCACGGCUCGAUAUGCGAUGCAACCAUCUUCGACGGCCGUAUCGGACUCUGGACAUGGCUCUUCAUAAUGAGCAAAGCCCCAGAACUUGGUGAUACUCUUUUCAUCGUACUUAGGAAACAAAAGUUGAUUUUCCUUCAUUGGUAUCAUCACAUCACGGUUCUCAUCUAUUCGUGGUACUCGUAUCGUGAUCAAAUCGCUCCUGCUCGUUAUUUCAUCGUGGCCAACUUUACAGUGCACGCAGUCAUGUACAGUUACUACGCGCUACGAGCAUCCGGCGUCGUCAAAAUCCCGCGCCAAGUCAAUAUUUCUAUCACUCUUAUGCAGCUUAUUCAAAUGGUGAUUGGGUGCGUCGUCAACAUCUACGCCCUUUUACAACUGAACUCGGGAACGCGUUGCGAUACGACGUACCAAAAUGUCGCCUGGUCGCUUGCCAUGUACUUCAGCUAUUUCGUGCUCUUUGCACAAUUCUUUUAUAAAACCUAUCUGACGCCUUCUCCGAAGAAAGAUACCUCGAAAUAUCGGUAUUCGAACGAAAUGAACGGCAAUCAUCAAGUCAAGAUGGAUUAAAUGAAUGUCUAAUGAAUGGUGGAGGAGGAGGACCUAUUUCAACCAUAUAAUCUUCAUCUUACCUCAAUGAACUGCAUUCAGAGGUCGUUUGAUAGGCCUAGUAUGAUGACCGUCAUGAUAUUGUGGAUGGAGAACAAGGUUAAGCUUCCAGAACUCUCCAAGUACGACGAGUUUAGAGUACUGUGACUGCCCUUGGACGCCGAAAGCGAAGGAUCUCAACACAGGACAGGUCUGAGGGAUGGCAUAAUAUUAUUUACAUGUAUAUCUGGGUAUAUUCUUGAUAGCAUUCCCUUGAUGCAGGUGAACACGAUGAGUUUGGACAACAUUGCGCUCGAUACAGAAUGCUGUUGUCGACGAGGUCUGGUAGUCGCAAGUGCCCAACGAUACCACCCGAGUCAUAAAACAUAAUGCAGAUAGAGCCCAUUGGUGAUAUUGGUAUUUUUAUUCUGUAGAAUUAGUGGAUACUAGUGGGUAACAGGGGGUAUUAGAUUUUAUUAAGUUAACAUCACUUUAACACCGUUUCAACAUCAUAGCUUUUUCUUCUGACUUCCUGGAAUCUCAGAAAUGACAUUUCUUUUAACAUGAAACAGAAUGGACUUUUUUUGGCUUUACGUUCCUGCUUUCAAACUAUAUAAAAAUACCUUACGCAAUAUACGAUCCCCUGAUAUCGAAUAGUCAAAGAAAUGAUUUGUAUUCACUUCGCCUCUGUUAUUGUAAGGAACUCUAUUGAAAUGUUUUUAAAAAUAUUUGAUAGAUACGAACUUUGAGCUGUUGGGAGCCUAUAUAACAAUUGACAGAUGACAAAAUGCCACAAUAAAUGUCAGUAUACGUAGGCUUCGUUCAAAAAAUUCUUUCACAUUUGCCAUAAGGUCCCUUUGAAGGUGACCUUUUGAUAUUUCAUAGAAUACAUGUCACGAAUGACUAGUAUUUGUUUGUACAUCACUCUGCUUAAAGUACGUUCAAGUCAAAUGUUUAGAGAUAUUCAAGGUGUUAAUGAUUAACUUUCAAGAACGUCGUGCAAUCUACGGAACUUCUGAUAAUACAAAGUCAAAUAGUUAAAUUUGUGUCUUAAAAUAAGUAAAUGGGGAUUAGGAAAAUGAAGGCAAUAUUAUUUUUACGUAUAACCAAGCAUGAAAAAAAAAUGUAUACAUGGGACCUUGCACAUGGUGUGGUGUUGGUUCCGACUCUAUAUACAUAUAAUUUUUAAUAAGUGGGUCGUAGAUUAAUCCAAGCACGACAUUAAUGUUUUUUGGGCAAAGCAUCAAUCAGCACAUUACUACUGUCCACUCAGUGCCACCCAGAAACGGGGUAUUCUCAUAAUUUUAUCAGUUUUUACUAUAAAUAUAAAUAAGAAAAUCCCUUUACGGAGAAGGGAGUGGGUGUACCUAAAGACAACAUAGUCUUUAGUCAAGGAAUAUAAUUUGAGCCACUGAUGUUUAUACCUUAUUUUCCAGCUUAUUGUAUUGUUUAUUUUACCCAUAAUCAUUACUCAUGUUCUUAAGAUUUAUUAUUUUUAACAUUAAAAUGAACUCACAAUAGAAAUAAGACACUUUUUCUAUAAUGAAGGAAUAUGUAGUCACGAUCUUGCUGUAUCUAAAUAAAUUACAAUCUCUUUA